AAACAAGUCUCCUUACAUCUGCACCCAGUCCAUAUUCCAAUUCCGUGUGCCCAUUCACUUCAUCAGACCGACCACGCCUAAAUCCCAAUUCCCUCCCGUUAGGGUUUCUCUCUCUCCAAUUCAUGUUCUCUUUUUCUUAAUUCAUUCUCUUCUAUUCGAUUCUAUUGUUCUAUGGAACCGCAGCUUCAGCCCAAGCUGGAGCCCGCGCCAGAGCUUGUGAGCGCUGGCGCUGAGGAUUCCGAGAAGUCGCAUGUCAGUGAUGUCACGGAGGUUCGCCACGUUGCCAUGGCUGAGGCAAACGCCGGUUGUUGCGCUUCCGUUUUGAAACGGAAGCGUGGCCGUCCGGCCAAGGGAAGCCGCGUUCCGAAAGGGAUGACUCCGCCGUCGAGGCAGAAAAAGGAAGAAGAGGAUGUUUGCUUCAUAUGCUUCGACGGUGGAAGCCUUGUUCUCUGUGAUCGCCGUGGAUGCCCUAAAGCGUAUCAUCCCUGGUGUAUUAAGCGAGACGAAGCCUUUUUUCGCUCGAAGGCCAAAUGGAAUUGCGGUUGGCAUAUAUGUAGCGCUUGUGGGAAGGGAUCGCAUUAUAUGUGCUAUACUUGUACCUAUUCUUUGUGCAAGAGAUGCACAAAAAAUGCCGAUUUUGUCUCUAUCAGAGAAAAUAAAGGUUUAUGUGGAAUAUGCAAGAGGACUAUAAUGCUGAUAGAGAAUUGUGCCCAGGGUGAUAAGGCGGAGUGUGAGGUGGAUUUUGAUGACAAGAGCAGCUGGGAGUAUCUUUUCAAGGUGUACUGGAUGUAUUUGAAAGAGAAGCUAUCUUUGACAUUUGAUGAGAUCCUUCAAGCUAAAAAUCCGUGCAAAGGAGUUGCAAGAUUAGAAGCAUCUGGUGUUGCGGUGGAUGUUUCAUCAUUACUCCUUUCUCCAAAGAUGGAGCUGCCAAUCAACAAUUUUGCGAAUGAUAAACCGUGGCAUUAUCAGGAUCCAACUGGGAAGGUUCAAGGACCUUUCUCUUUAUUGCAGCUGUAUAAGUGGAAUGCUUGUGGAUAUUUUCCUUCAGAUCUCAGAAUAUGGAGGGUAGACGAGACACAAAAUAACUCUAUAUUCUUAACUGAUGUGCUGAAUGGGAAGUGUUCAAAAAAUGUGUCAUUGCCAAACAACAGCCAACAGCUGUCUUUGGGAACCAAUAGUACAUUGGAAAAUAAAGAAAAUAGUCAGGAUGGUGGUGAGAAUGAGAACAAUGCGACAAGGAAUGGAAAUUCUGCAAACCAUCAAAUUGUUGAGCAGUGUGAGGAGCAAAAAGUGGCUGAUACUUAUACACAAUCUAAUGGUAAAGAUGAAUCUGUAAGGAGCAAUGGUUGGAACUCUCAGUCUCCAGGUUUGACUAUACAAGCAGAUGGGAAUAACAAUGAGGGGCAAAGUGGAAAUUCUGAAAGGAUGGAGGAGUCACCCAAAUGUGAAAUUUCUUGUCAUGACAUCCCCCAUGUAUACACUUCACUGCCUUCAACUGCAUUUUCUGAGAAACUGAACGAGAAUCCUUCUGAUAAGUUAACAGAAGUUCAUAAGAUUGAAGUAAUGUCUGAAGAUAAUGGAAAUUCUGUCUUGAACAGAGUUUCUGAGGGUCAAAGUAAUAGUGGGCAAAGUUGUCAGAAACAAUCAGACAGUGAGGAGAAUUCAGGGCUAUCUUCUGGUCAGAACUGGAGAUGCCCUGAUGUAACUAAUCCAGUAUGUAACAUAUCUACAUGGCUAUCAAUCUUUGGUGAACCAAAUGAUUUGGAUGAGUCAGUUUCAGAUCUGUUGGCUGAAGUGGAGGCAAUGGAGUCACUUGGGGGCCUGGAAUCUCCCACUUCAAUCAUGAAAUGUGGUGAGGAGUUGACUGACGGUUCUAUAACUGAUUGUCUUAGUUUUGCAGAUGCGCUUAGCCCAAUGCUUGAUGCAGGUAAGGGUGAUGCACUAAGCUCCUCAGGUGAUUUAUACUUACCAUCUCAAACCACAACACCAGAUGAACCGUUUAAGCAAGCAGAUGUAUAUCAUCCUCAAAAAAUAUCCGGGGAGCAUUCAACAAAGAGUUCAGAAGUUGAGUCUACUUUCUCUAGGAUAAGCUGGAAUCCAAUUAUUCAAUAUUCCUGGGAUCCACCUAAUUGUUGACAUGACAGAUUAUGUUGAAGGCCAUUUUUCUUAUCUUUAGGCGACACAUAUCUUAGACAAACUUAAUUUGGAUAGAUAUUAUCCUGUUUAUAACAGCAUUCUUUGCAAACAGUAACCUCUCGCCUUCAUUGUUUGCUUGUUGAUGAAGAAAAGAAAGAGCGUUAGGGUUCUUCGUAGUCUUGUCUAUUCUAUGUAAUCUCAUUGAAUUUUAAAUGUGAAGAACUUUCUUAGGUUUUAUUGUUUGACAGAUCCGUAUUCGUCUUUCCUUCAAAAUUUCGAAGAAAUUAAUAAUUUACAGGAUGUAUAUCUGUUCUUCGAGAUCUUUAGAUUGAAUUGUGCAAUAUAGUACCAACAUCCCACCGGUAGUUGCACGAGUAGGGUCAGGAAACUCGGAAUCAAGUUGCUUGUGAUAGAUUAAGCUGGCUCCAACGUUGUAAGUAUUAGUAGGCCAAUUCCGAAUUAUGAAGGAGGGAAUUGACAUUCAUUGUGAUUACUAUAAUUUGUUUAAACGGUGUCAUUUCUUUUAUAUUUUGAAA
Messenger RNA from Glycine soja, 2672 nucleotides. RefSeq names its product zinc finger CCCH domain-containing protein 44-like. The transcript has 7 exons. The coding region runs from base 172 to 2136 and encodes 654 amino acids. Gene Ontology annotation, molecular function: protein binding. NCBI's taxonomy places the organism in Eukaryota, Viridiplantae, Streptophyta, Magnoliopsida, Fabales, Fabaceae. The record is from RefSeq and is a predicted model, not a curated record.